AUGUCGGACGCAGAGCAGGACGAGGAGGUCGCGAUGGAGCUGCCGACUAUUUGGCAAUUCGUGCACCCCGAGUACGCCCGCGGCGACGGCUCCGCGAAGGGCGGCGGCGGCGAGGAUGAGGAAGAGGAGGAAAGCGAGCAGGACGACGAGGUUGCCCGCAAGCGGAAGGCGCCGAAGCUGAGCAAGCUGCUGCGCUUCCUCAACGACGUGGAGGAUGAUGAGGAGCUGGAGCCCAUGCUGCAGGAGCGGGACCCGGUGACGCAGCAGACCCUCCUGCAGUGGGCGACGCGGCAGCACCACUUCACGCUGGCGGAGUAUCUUGUGAAGCGGGCGAAGCGUGUGGCCUUCGGCUUCCCGCUGGACUCCACUGAGAUGGCCGUGUACGCCAAGUGGGAGGAGAUGCGGCCGGAGCUGCCUUCCCCCGCGGAGCUGCAGGCACGCCAGCAGGAGCGGGACAAGAAGCGGGCGGAGCGGCUUGCCGCCAAGCUGAAGCAGGAGCAGGAGGGCGCCGACAACGACGACGAGGAGGAGGAGGAGGAGGACAACGAAGACGAGGCGGAGGAGGACGAGGAGAAUGAGCCGUUGCCGGAGGAACUCGUCUACGAGGCCCUCUCAGAGUACCAGGAUGAGUGGGGGGAGCGUGGCGUGGGUAUUGUGAAGCAGAUUGGCGAACUUGGCGUCUACGUUGGGGCGCGGCUGCGGGAUGGCACCAAGCAGGGCCUCGGCCAGGCGCUCUUUCCCAACGGCGACGCCUACACUGGCGAGUACGAAGACAACCAACGCCACGGCACGGGCCUGUACUGGUGGGCGACGCAGGGCGUCAUUUACAUCGGCCACUGGUACCGCAGCGUGCGGCACGGGUACGGCCGCAUCGUGUACCCCGACGGCUCCCGCUACCUGGGCGGCUGGUCGCGUGACAGGAAGCACGGCAAUGGACGCUACGUGUACGCCGACGGCAGCAGCUACGACGGGGCCUGGGAGCACAACAAGAAGCACGGCUACGGCGUCUACCGCUUCACCGACGGCUCCUCCUUUCACGGCAGCUUUGUGGACAACGAGUUCGUCGCCGGCGAGUGGCGGCUGGCCUCUGGCGUCACGCGGUACAUCGGCAACUUUUCAAAGGACGUGCCCGUUGGCGCCGGCGUCUUUCUGCAUCGCCUUGGGCCCAACUCGCACGACGCCUUUCAGCAGGAAGGCAUGUACAUUAAAGGGGAGUGGCACCCGGGCGUGUUGCACGGCACGACCCGUGUGCCGCCGCGCCUCGAGGUCUUUGCGCCGCAGCAGGAGGAGCCGAAGCGAGUGCCGGUCACCUUUGCGCCGGAGUGCAACGGCAGAACGAUGGUGGACCUCGUCAAGGCGGUGAACUUCCCACCCGUGCAACGGUGGAUCAAGUCGCUUCCCGCCGUGCGUGACAACGCCAAGUACGGCGUGGUGGUGCUCUCCAUUGCGGUUUGCUCCGUCAAGUACGACCCGCAGGACCCGAACCUCGUCGUGGAGGUGCGGCUGCGCCCUGUGCUGCACGACGCCGUGGGCAAGCGCCUGCGGCUCUCCUCGACGGGCGACGAGACGGUCAUCCUGAAGGAGUGCGCCACGCGGCUGAUGCUCAUCGUGGAGCGCCCGGGCGCCACCGACGCGGAGCGCCAGCCGAUGGUCGUGCUGGAGCGCUCCGUGCAGCUGGCGUGUGCGGGGGCGAACCACAUGCAGCACCGCCUGCCCACUGUCCAGGUGUCGCUGUAG
Trypanosoma conorhini is the source of this 1737-nucleotide messenger RNA. RefSeq lists its product as uncharacterized. The coding region runs from base 1 to 1737 and encodes 578 amino acids. NCBI's taxonomy places the organism in Eukaryota, Euglenozoa, Kinetoplastea, Trypanosomatida, Trypanosomatidae. The record is from RefSeq and is a predicted model, not a curated record. The transcript has a single exon.